AUGAAGAGUAAAUCUUUAAGAACAUUGGGACCACAAUCUGGGACCGUUCCAGACUGCCUCUUAUGGGAAUUAGUUCGAAACAACCACGCUUUUUUGAAAAAGUCUCGUACCACUACCUUUUCUCUUGAAUCACAUAACCUUCUCUCAAAACAUUCACCAAGAUUUACUGUUUUAACACAAUUUUGCAUAACUUUUGUAGGAUAUACUAAUAAGACUUCUUAUGACGUUGUUUUAAAUUCAACAGGUUCACUGAUUACUCUUAAGAGAAGUAAUGUUAGAAACUCAAGACGUCCUUCCUCUAAAACUUCUGUCAAGUCUCUGAAAAAAUCACUUGAGUUGGUGAAUUCUCUUAAGUCGACCGUCAAGAAAGACCGCCCCGACCUUGCAGAUUUAGUGGCACGUAAAUUCACAAUGCUCACCAAAUCCAAAACAGAAGAGAAGCCUGAAUCUUAA
This is a messenger RNA of Theileria annulata, 453 nucleotides long. Its product is annotated as 60S ribosomal protein l28, putative. The coding region runs from base 1 to 453 and encodes 150 amino acids. Lineage: Eukaryota; Apicomplexa; Aconoidasida; Piroplasmida; Theileriidae. The record is from RefSeq and is a predicted model, not a curated record. The transcript is spliced from 3 exons.